Andrographis paniculata is the source of this 823-nucleotide messenger RNA. RefSeq names its product 50S ribosomal protein L17, chloroplastic. The transcript is spliced from 2 exons. NCBI's taxonomy places the organism in Eukaryota, Viridiplantae, Streptophyta, Magnoliopsida, Lamiales, Acanthaceae. Gene Ontology annotation, molecular function: structural constituent of ribosome. Gene Ontology annotation, biological process: translation. The record is from RefSeq and is a predicted model, not a curated record. Gene Ontology annotation, cellular component: ribosome; cytosolic large ribosomal subunit. The coding region runs from base 2 to 628 and encodes 208 amino acids.
AAUGGCGUCUUCUGCUCCGUGGAGUUUCACGGCAAUUCGGGCGGCUCUGCCGCCCGUCAAUUCAUCUCCGUCGCGUCCUUCUCCUUGCUGUCUGACCGGGCAUUCCCCUUCCGGGCUGAGAUUGUCCAGGUCCAGGUCCAGACCCGGCCCGCGGCCUCUCAACGCCUUUGUGGGUCUAGCACCUUUGCACCCCCUUCUGGCCCUCUCUUCCGAUCAAGAAUCAACGAGCUUCGAACAGUGUUUCUCCGGGGUCAACAAUGGCAGCCGUGUAUAUGCCAUGAGGCACGGGAGGAAGGUUCCAAAACUAAACCGACCCCCAGAUCAGCGCAAGGCGCUCCUACGAGGCUUAACAACUCAGCUUCUGAAGUAUGGGCGUAUAAAGACCACGAGAGCCCGAGCAAGCGCAAUGAGAAAGUACGUCGACAAAAUGAUCACGCUGGCCAAGGAUGGGUCUCUUCACAAGAGAAGGCAAGCGCUCGGGUUCAUCUAUGAGAAGCAAAUAGUGCACGCGUUGUUCGCGGAGGUGGGGGAGAGGUACGGAGACAGAGAGGGCGGGUAUACGAGGAUAAUCCGGACGUUGCCGAGGAGAGGAGACAAUGCACCCAUGGCUUUCAUUGAGCUUGUCUGAUUUGAGGUUAGCUAGCUACCUUGCUUGUUUUGUUUGUAUGUUGUCAUUUAGUAUUUUGGAAUUCGCAUUGAUAUUAUUAUGUACUUGGUUGUUCAUAUUUGCAUAUUUCGCAUUUGAACUUGGCAAUGCUUAAAGAGUUAUUUAUGUCGGAGAUAAAUUGCAUUUUAUCAAAAAUAUAAAAGCAUUUGUUUUUUU